Molecule: messenger RNA, 944 nt
Organism: Anneissia japonica
Lineage: Eukaryota; Metazoa; Echinodermata; Crinoidea; Comatulida; Comatulidae
Exons: 3
Coding region: 48-635 (195 amino acids)
Biological process (GO): regulation of apoptotic process
Molecular function (GO): protein binding
Source: RefSeq, a predicted model, not a curated record
AGAAAUAACCGAAGUUGCAAAAUACGUAAACGUAUCUUAUUGGUAAUAUGGCAUCUAGCACAAGUAAACAAAAUGAAAAUGGAAUGACUGCAAUGCAGUUCAAUAUUCUCCAAUCAGAUUUCGCUAACUGGUAUGACAACCAGAAAUGUCUUUCUAUGUUGAAAGUGUUGUUUAGAGAUAUAGUGGGCAAUGCGGCAGAAAAAAAGUCCACGUCAGAAUUGUUGAAUGAUUUGUGUACACAAUACUAUAUUGGUCCAGAUAAUCUUAUUCUACUACGUGAUACCAUCAGCAUCACUAAGCAUUUUGCUCUAGGACAGAUGCUUAAAAAGAAAUAUCCAUCGUUUCCGGAUGUUAAGGACGACAUCAUUUCCACACAAUUCACACCUCACAGACAAAAGCUAAUGAAAUUUGGAAAAAAACUAACUGAACACGAUGUCAAAAGAAUAGAUGAAUUGUAUAAUUCACCAGCUCCUAAGAUGUAUCCGGACGCUUGGUGUAUGAUCAGUGAUCUAGAAAAAAAUUUGAAAAUCGUCGAAGGAAAAAUGGAGGAAUUUUAUAUGUAUUUGGAGCACCUUAACCUCCAUCUGGCUUUAAACGCACUAAAAGAAGAACUAUCUACACAGGAAUUACGUUAGCUGCUCGACGAUGUGUCCGAAUGGUGGGAGCAAUUUGGAAACAUUAAUAUGUUAAAAGUGAUCCUCAACGAUUUGGAAGGCAUUACUUUAGCAGAGAUGGAGCAAAAACUAGAUCCAAACCCUUUCUUUCAAUUACUUUUGGCCAAUGGAUAUAUUAGCCAAACAAAUGUUAAUUAUCUUCUCGAGGCUGUUGUUUUGGGUGGCCAGAAUGGUAUAGAACCGAAGAUAAAGGAAACGAUACCGAAAUUCCCGGAAUUUAGUAGCGUUGCAAUCAGUGGAUUCUCAAAAUAUCGACGAAAUUUGAUAGAA